Molecule: messenger RNA, 12092 nt
Organism: Ahaetulla prasina
Lineage: Eukaryota; Metazoa; Chordata; Lepidosauria; Squamata; Colubridae
Gene: GAB2
Product: GRB2 associated binding protein 2
Exons: 10
Coding region: 3-2531 (842 amino acids)
Source: RefSeq, a predicted model, not a curated record
UGAUGGAGAGAGAGAGGGGGCAGGCGAAGGAGCGCAUCUCCCCCCCUCCCCUCCCCUCCCCUCCCCACCGGGAGAAGAGCCGGCGGCCAAGCCAGCUUCGCCUCCUCUUUGCAAGUCAGCGGGGAGGCGUGGUGUGGCCGGGCGGGCGGGCGGGCGGGGUGGCGCGUCUUGCUUCCCGGGGAAGUGCGAGUCGGCGGAGCGAUCCGGCCGGAGGGGAGGACGAGCAGGAGCGGCAGCAGAAGCAGCUGGAGGAGGAGGAGGAGGAGAAGCCCGGAGGAGCAUGGAGGCGGCGCCCGGGCAAAGCCAACGGCCGGCCGGGCAAAAACGAUGGAGAGAGCCCUUGGUCGCUUAGCUUCCUCCCGGCGGUGCCCAUCUUCCCGGCCGGGCUCGGAUGCGGCUCCGACCGGCCGGCCGAUCCCGGAGCAUCCAGCCCCUCCAGGAUGAGCAGCAGCGCCGGCGGAGGCGGCGGAGGCAGCGGCACAGGCGGAGGCAGCGGCGAAGUGGUUUGCUCCGGCUGGCUCCGCAAAUCGCCGCCGGAGAAGAAGUUAAGGCGAUACGCCUGGAAGAAACGAUGGUUUAUCCUUCGCAGUGGGCGGAUGAGCGGUGAUCCCGAUGUCCUAGAGUACUACAAAAACAAUCACUCCAAGAAGCCGCUGCGCGUGAUCAACCUCAACUUUUGCGAACAAGUGGACGCCGGGUUGACCUUCAACAAGAAGGAACUGCAGGAUAGUUUCGUCUUCGACAUCAAAACCAGCGAGAGGACCUUCUACCUGGUGGCGGAGACGGAGGAGGAAAUGAACAAGUGGGUGCGGAACAUUUGUCAGAUUUGCGGGUUCAACCAGUCGGAAGACCAUCCGGAUUCCUUACGAAACGUCCCCCUUGUGAGUCACGGUCCUCGUUCAUCCCCAGCCGAGUUCAGCGGCUCCAACCAACGGUUGUUGCGGGAACGGAAAACGUCGGCUCCUUCGCACUCCAGCCAACCCACGCUCUUCACUUUUGAGUCGCCUUCCAAUCACAUCCGGAGUACCCUUUCCACCAGCGCCCCUCAAGACUAUCUCUUUCUACACCAAUGCAUGAGCCAGAAAUCAGAAAAUACAAGGAGCGCCAGCUUCUCGCAAGCCACCCGGUUCUUCAUGAGGAGCGACCCGUCGGUUCAGAAACUGCCUCAGGAGAACGGACAUUGUGUCAACGGGUUGGGCGGGCAGCUCCACGGUUUCUACAGUUUGCCCAAACCCAACCGGCACAACUCGGAGCUCCGAGACAGCGCUUACGAUUUGCCCCGAAGUUUCGGCUGCUACGCCCACACCAAAUCCAGCCUCACCGGCUCCGAGACGUCGGAUAGCGAGGAGGUCUACACUUUCAAGACCCCCAACAGCACCCUUUGCAAAGACUUUGGAGAACUCUCCACGGAUUCCUACGACGUGCCCGGCACCCCUCUGUCCGUUUACCAGAUCCCGAGGACCUUCACGCUCGACAAAAACCACAAUGCCUUGGCGGUGGCUUCGAGCGAGGCGGUGGCGACGCCUCCCCCCAGGCCCCCUAAGCCGGGGCAGGCCGAAUCCCGCUGGGGCAGCCCCCAACAACGCCUGAUGGACAGCGAAGGCCUCAGCAUAAGUCCAACGGUCACCACCAUUCCCCGAAGGAACACCCUACCGGCAGUGGAAAACUGCAGGUUACACCGAGCCUCUUCCUGCGAAACCUAUGAAUAUCCUCAGCCCAGCGUCAGUGGCACGGGGCCGUCGGCCGAGUCUGCGAAUCUCUUUGGAGCCAGUUCGUAUCUGCAGAACAAAACCGUUGUGGCUCGUUCCCAUAGCGCGGACUCCGAAGACAACUACGUCCCCAUGAACCCAGGUUCUUCCCUCCUGCAGAGGAUGGAGCGCUCCGAUGACAGCUCCCAGAACCUCUACAUCCCCAUGAGCCCUGGGCCUCACCACCUGGACAUGAUGGCCCAUUCUUCCUCCACCUUCCCAGCUCAGAAAGGCAGCGGCAGCAGCUCUCAGCCCUUGAGGCGGAUGAGUGAAAUCCAGCCCCCACCCAUCAACCGCAACCUUAAGCCAGAUCGAAAAGCCAAACCGACCCCGCUUGACCUCAGGGGCAAUUCAGUCAUUGAUGAACUGCCCUUUAAAUCGCCAGUCACAAAAUCAUGGUCUAGACCCGGGCAAACCUUCAACUCCAACUUUUCUCAAUAUUGUCGUCCCACCUCAACCCAGAGUAUAACCAGCACCGACUCAGGAGAUAGUGAAGAAAAUUAUGUGGCCAUGCAAAACCCGGUUUCUGCAUCUCCCAUUCCAAGUGGGAAAAGUAGCCCCGCCCAAAAGAAAAGCACCGCGAGCGUCGAUUACCUGGCUUUGGACUUCCAGCCGAGCUCACCUGGGCCCCACCGAAAGCCCUCUACAUCGUCCGUCGCUUCUGACGAGAAGGUCGAUUACGUGCAGGUGGACAAAGAGAAGACGCAAGCUUUGCAGAGCACGAUGCAGGAGUGGACCGACGUCCGGCAGUCGUCUGAGCCCAGCAAGACGGUGAAGCAGUAGCCCAGCAGGGGCGUGGCGGAGAAACCAUAGAGGCUUCGAGUAAUCAAGGAGAGAGCAUCCCUUUGUCUCCCUUGCUGUGGACUUUCUCUUGGUCCUCUGUGGAGGCCGUUCGAGAUCGGCAAGAGCGGUUCUGCUUUUGAAAACAAGCUUCUUCAGGUGAACAUUUGGCUGAAAACCUGCAUCAAUCCUCCCAAAGGCAUUUUUCGGUUAUGGGUUAGCUGCUGGCUCUAUCCCAAGGAAUACUGGCUUCUCAUCCACCUGCCCGUAUCCAAACUUUCUUCAAUCCACUUUCAACCUGCAGCUCUCUAUUUUCGCAUCCAGCACUUACUCUUUGCGGUUUCCUGCCGUCGGUUGGAACUUUCAGCCUGAUUUCGGCCUCCUGGUUCUGCCUUUUAGAGAGGAUGGUAAUGAUAAUAAUAAUAAUGAUAAUAAUAAUAAUAAUGGCCAGCUACUCACCCUAAGUGGAUUUGAUUUUCAGCAGUCUCUUUACGGAGCUGUCUCAGCUGUUAUCGCUUCACACAAGGGCGAAGAAAUCUCCAAGCAAUGCCUUUAUUUUCCCUCUCUGCUCUUUAUGUAAAUUUACCGUCGUGCGAAUUCCUUCAAGUAUGCAAUUGUCCUUCGGAGGACAAGCAUGUCGAGAAACAAUCGCUGUUCACUGGUAUAAAUCAGCUUUUUGAAAUGCAUUACUCUGGAACUGAAAAUAACUCCUCGUCCGCCAUCUUCCCACUCAACAAGAUUUUCUCCUGGGAAUUUUAAGAAUGGGACCCUGCUCUGGAUGUUUUUGCAAUAGUUUCCCCUUUGUGGGAUAUAUGAUAUCGGUGUCCGAGAUCUUACAAUAGUUGAAUCUGCGUUGGGCAGUAUUUGGUACCUAGUGUGUGGUGUGUAGGACAGCAUUUGAUGUUGGACCUUUAGACUGAUGGCUAUAAAAGCCUUGAUAUUUAAAAGUCCAUCCACUCUUGUGUUUCAAGCUGCGUUUUGAUGCCUGGCUACCUAUCUCAAGCACUCCUCCUUCCAAGCAAAUAUUCAUUUUCAAAAUAAGGGGCUCAAGCAAUUGGGGCACUGGGCAAGAAGUUAGCAAGCCAGCGUUCGAGACCCGAGAACUGCCGUGGGACGGGGUUGAGCUCCCGUCUUUCUCUCUAGCUCUUGCCAGGGACAUGAAAGGAGACCACCACCACCCCCAACUGGGCACCCCCAGGGCAACGGUGAUGUCACCGGCUAAUUCUUCCAAUCCAGAAGCACCUCUGGGUUUCUGAAAUGAAUGCUCCCCCCCCCAAAAAAAAAUAUAACAAUUCAAAAUGCAUCGUUGAAUUUGGACUGUCACAAUUUAAAAAGCUGACUGAGUUGCACAACGCGUUAACCCAGGGUCAAGUAAAGAUGUAGCAGGUGCACUCGUGUGUGAUGCUAGAACACAUUUUGUGUUUGCUUAGAUAGUGUUUCCCUCCAUCCCCCCCCCCCGUAUGGUUUUAGGACAGAGGUGGGGGUACCAUGGCCCCUCCAUGACUUGUGGACUUCUACUCCCAGAAUUCCUGUGCCAGCCGGCUCAGGAAUUCUGGGAGUCGAAGUCCACAAGUCAUAAAAGGGCCAUGGUCCCCACCUCUGGUUUAGGAUAUUGUGAAUUGGGGUGUUGGGACGAUAGGAUUUCUGGGCCUGUGUGAUUUGUGAAUUAGACCAGAGGUCUCCAACCUUGGCAACUUUAAGACUUGUGGACUUUAACUCCCAGAAUUCUCCACGAAGCAUGCUUCAAGAUGGGUGGAUUUCAACUCCCAGAAUUCCUUAGCUAGCAUCCUUCAAGAUACAUAGACUUCAACUCCCAUAAUCCCUCAGCCAGCAUGAGGCACAAUUGAUACAUGAUACCUGGGGAAUUCUGGGAGUUGAAGUCCGCAAGUCUUAAAGUUGCCAAGGUUGGAGACCCCUGAAUUAGACGAUGGUUCGGUUCGGCGUUCAGAGUAUUAUGUGAAUAUAAUUAAAGGGCUGAGGUUUACGGGAAAGAGACAUACAGCACUGAACAACAAAUUUCUAUUUUACUCUUUUUCUGCAAUACAGAUAGUCCUCGUUUUACGACCACAACUGAGCCCAACAAUUCCACUGCUUAGCAAUAGUUAAAUGGGUUUUGCUCCGUUUCAUGGCCUUUCUUCCCACCAUCGUUAAGUGAAUCACUCCAGUUGGUAAAUUAGUAACCUGGUUGUUAAGUGAAUCUGGCUUCCCCAUUGGCUUUGCGGGCCAGCAGGUCGCAAAAGGAGAUCACGUGACCUCGGGACACCGCGGCCGUCAUAAAUAUGAGACCGUUGCCAAGCCUCCAAAUUUUGAGCACGGGGAAGCUUCAAUGGUCGUAAGUGUGAAAAAUGGUCACCAGUCCCUAUUUCAGUGGUGGGAUUCAAAUAAUUUAACAACUGGUUCUCUGUCCUAACGAUUUCAUCCAACAACCAGUUCACCAAACUGCUCAGAAAGUUAACAACCGGUUCUUCCGAAGGGGUGCGAACUGGUUGAAUCCCACCACUGCCCGAUUUUCAGUGCCGUAGUAACUUUGAAUGGUCACUAAACAAACGGUUGUAACUCGAGGACUGCCUGUAUUAUCAGCCUACUCCUUCUCUAAGGUCUUUGUUGUUGCUCUCUGUUAAUUCCUUAUCCAAGGAAGUUUCCACUAGUUCAUUGUUCAACGUCCUGAUUUUACAUCUAUCUGUAAGAAUCAAAAUUACUUGAUAUUUGCUUAUUGGUUAGAUUAAGAUCUGUUUGGGGGAACCGAAUAUAUAUACUGUUGUUAAGCGACUUUCCUGCAUUGGAGAUCUGUUGGCCGUCUCAUUCAGACAUGCACUUUAGAGAGAGUUUGUACAAAAAAACUCCAAACAAACCAAAAUUUUGCUUUGCUUGUAUCGAUAGACCAAGGACAAACCUCAGUUCAUAAACCUAUUUCCUGUCUCAGAGCUGUAUCCGUAAGGAUUGAGGGUGUGAUCCUAAACAACCUAUGCAGGUUUAAUCCAAGGUGCUUUCCCCCCCACAGAAGUGAUCUUAGGGCUUCCAUUCAAAUGCCUUUCCCCCCGAGCGCCUGCCGUUCGUUUGUUUUUUCCCGUCCUCUCUCUUUGCAGAGUUCUGAGUUCGGGUUCUGCUGCUUUUACCAAGGAAAACCCUCUGUGCCAGGUUCACACAACCUUUGCGGAGCUAAACUGUGACUGGCUACUUCCUGGCUCGAUGCAUAAUUCGGCGAGCUUUACGAGUUCCAACCAACAAGAUUCAUUCACAUAGCCACCUAUUCAGCUAACCACGGUUUGCUGGCUGCAUGGAAACCUAGCCUACGGGAUACAGUUGUUGUCCUGAGUUUGUGACUGUUAAAAUAAUUCUACCUUGACAAAAAAAAAAAUUUGUCUUAAAACCUGCGUAGCUCGCUCUGUUAAUUCCAGGGGGCAGUUUUCCUCUUACAGCAUCCUAUGAUUCCGCUUUUUUAAAAUGUAAGAUUUUUGCAGAGUUAGGAUAGACCAUCUUGAGUUUUUGCAUUUGAUUUCCAAUUUCAGAUCAUAAAAUGUGUCUCUUGUCCAUAAAGGUAGGAAAAGGGGCGAUGUCCAGUGGUGGGCUGCUGCCAGUUCGGACUGGUUCGGGCGAACCGGUAGUUCCAAUCAGGGUGGCCCCACCCACCCACCCUGGCGCUAUCACGUCCUAUACAAUUGCCGGUUUUCCGAUGCCACGAUUUGCAAAUGUGAGCACGUGCACACAGAGCCGCCGCACAUGCGUAGUGCCUUCCAUGCAUGCGCAGAGCGUCAAAAACAGGGCGUGAUUACAUCUGGGUAGAUAGGAAGAGUCUCCCGCCGCCGCCACUACCGGAUUUCCCAAAUCGGAUCGAACCGGCUGAAUACCAACAAUGCUGCACACGCUCACUCACAUUUUCUGUUCCGGGCGAACCGGUUGGUAUAAGGGCAGCAGCCCACCCCUGACGAUGUGUCUUUUGGGAUCCACUCUUUAAAUCAGAUUUCGAAUUUCCCAACCUUGCUGAUUUCCAAGGAUGUGAAACUUUCAAGCCCAGAAUUCCACAGCCAAUAUGGCCGUUGAUGGGAAUUCUGGGAGUUGAAGUCCGUUUCAGUCCUGGAGGCCAUUUUUUGUUGAUUUCCACAUAUGUGAAACUUUCAAGCCCAGAAUUCCACAGCCAAUAUGGCCGUUGAUGGGAAUUCUGGGAGUUGAAGUCCGUUUCAGUCCUGGAGGCCAUCUUUUGGUGAUUUCCACAUAUGUGAAACUUUCAAGCCCAGAAUUCCACAGCCAAUAUGGCCGUUGAUGGGAAUUCUGGGAGUUGAAGUCCGUUUCAGUCCUGGAGGCCAUUUUUUGGUGAUUUCCACAUAUGUGAAACUUUCAAGCCCAGAAUUCCACAGCCAAUAUGGCCGUUGAUGGGAAUUCUGGGAGUUGAAGUCCGUUUCAGUCCUGGAGGCCAUCUUUUGGUGAUUUCCACAUAUGUGAAACUUUUCAAGCCCAGAAUUCCACAGCCAAUAUGGCCGUUGAUGGGAAUUCUGGGAGUUGAAGUCCGUUUCAGUCCCGGAGGCCAUCUUUUUCUUUGGAUCUUCAGGGCUGCCAAAUUCAGGGGUGUUACUUGGAACCCUGAGAGUCCGUACACCUCGAAGUUGCCCAAAUUGUGGAAUAUUGCUUUAGACCCUUAUUCAUUACUGAACACAUGAGAUAAAUAGUGAAUUGAAGAUCAGGUGAUGUCGUUUUAAGCAGAGAGAGAGAGAAAAUAACCAGAGAAUUUUUCAGUAUCUUAAGAAUUCUUUUACAAGUCAGGGGCUUUCAAUGUUGGCCACUUUAAGACUUGUGGACUCCAACUCCCAGAAUUCCUCAACCAUGCAACUUUAAGACUUGUGGACUUCAAUUCCCAGAAUUCCUCAGCCAGCCAUGCUGGUUUGGGAAUUCUGGGAGUUGAAGUCCGCAAGUCUUAAAAGUUGAGAGCCCUAGACAAGAUUACUCAUUGAAUGUUCACAUUUUCCUCUAAGUUGCUCUCACCUUAACCCGGAGAUUCUUAAGCAUUGUGGUGACCAUCAUCCCAGAAAAAUAAACUUUUAAGUGAACUUUCCUAUAUAUAAAAUAAAUGAUUUGAUUGGGGUUAGGGUUGGGCAAGAAAUAAAUAGACCAAUUUUAAUCAUUAGGUUUUAUGAUACCAAACAGAACAAGGAGAGGGACUUAAAAGGCCAACUUGAUUCCUGACAACCUCAUGGACCAAUUGAUUUCCUCGUGGUGCCCCAUCCAGGUCUGAUUUGACUUAGCUUCUGAGCCCACAUAAAAUCAACACUGCCGUCUUUUUUUUUUUUUUUUAUAAAAAGUUUUAUUUUUACAAUCAUAUCAAAUAAUUCAUCCAAUGUACAGUUAUAUACAAUUAGUCGGGCUUGCCCAGUCACCACCCCCCUUUUUAACACUCUUCCCUCUUCUACCUUCUUCUACUUUCCAGACCUUCCUCUCCUUCUCUUAUCUACAUCCUCUCCUCCCUCCACCCUCCACCUUCCUUCUCCCUCUUCUACCCCUCUUCCUACACUGCCGUCUUUAAAACACUGAUACAAGGGUACAACUAUAUAAAAUACAGGUAGUCCUUUACUUACGACCGCAAUUGAGCCCCAAAUUUUCGUCGCUAAGCAAUAUAGUAGUUAAACAAGCCACAGUUCUUCCUGCCACAGUUGUUAAGUGGAUGACUGAAGUUGUUACGGUUGUUAAGCGAAUCUGGCUGCCCCGAUGAUUUUGCUUGUCAGAAGGUCGUAAAAGGGGAUCACAUGACCCCAGGAUACUGCAACCCUCCUAAAUACAUGCCAAUUGCUAAGCGUCGGAAUUCUGAUCAUGUGACCACGGGGAUUCUGCAACGGUCGUUAAGUGUGAAAAAUUGUGAUGAGUCACCUUUUUUUUUUUGGGUCCAGUCACGUCGUUAACUACUUUUUAAUUUUAUUUGUCCCCUCCCAGUAAUCAGAACUGGGUCGUUAAGUAUCUUUGGAAGGGGUCCGGCAUAACUUCGAAUAGUCACAGCGAGGACAAUUAACCCGUGGAACAGCUUGCCUCCAGAAGUUGUGGGUGCUCCAUCAUUGGAUGAUUUUAAGAAGAGACUAGACAGUCACUUAUCUGAAAUGGUAUUGGUUCUCCUGCUUGAGCAGAGAGGGUUGGACUAGAAGACCUCUAAGGUCCCUUCCAGCUUAUUCUAUUUUUUUUUUUUAUUUACAUUUAUAUCCCGCCCUUUUCCGAAGACUCAGGGCGGCUUACAGUGUAUAAGGCAAUAGUCUCAUUCUAUUUGUAUAUUUACAAAGUCAACUUAUUAUUCUAUUCUAUUCUAUUUUUUUUUAUUUGCAUUUAUAUCCCGCCCUUCUCCGAAGACUCAGGGUGGCUUACAUUAUGUCAAGCAAUAGUCUUCAUCCAUUUGUAUAUUAUAUUACAAAGUCAAUUUUUAUUGCCCCCAACAAUCUGGGUCCUCAUUUUACCUACCUUAUAAAGGAUGGAAGGCUGAGUCAACCUUGGGCCUGGUGGGACUUGAACCUGCAGUAAUUGCAAGCAGCUGCUGUUAAUAACAGACUGCAUUAGCCUGUUGAGCCACCAGAGGCCCUAUUCUAUUCUAUUCUAUUCCAUUCCAUUCCACUCCAUUCCAUUCCAUUCCAUUCUUCAUGAUCUGCUGUCUCAUGAGAUGUGAAGAAAAGCAGAUUAUAAACAGUUUCAUGGCUGCCCUGUUCAUCCCAGUCAAAAGAUUGAGGAGCACCGGGCCGCAGGUUCUCCGAGGUGUAGGUGCCUACAGAGGGAUGGAGAAGAUGGGAAGAUGCCUCCGUUGAAUAGGAGGUCACCUAGUUUGGGUAAUGAAACAUCUGCAAGAAAACCACCGAGCUGUGAGAGCACCAAAAACCUCCUGGGUUGAGUGUCCUUUAGAGCAAGGGUCUCCAACCUUGGCAACUUUAAGCCUGGCGGACUUCAACUCCCAGAAUUCCUCAGCCAGCUUUGCUGGCUGGGGAAUUCUGGGAGUUGAAGUCUGCCAGGCUUAAAGUUGCCAAGGUUGGAGACCCCUGCUUUAGAGACUCCAUCAACUGAACAUGCACAGCAAAACCUACCCAAUUAGAAGACCUUCUGACCUUUUCCUGACCCUCCUGGGUAUCAGAGGACCAGAUUACAGUCCUCAACUUGCAAUAAUUCAUUUAGUGGCCUUUCAAAGUUACAGCGGCACUGAUUUACGGCCGUUUUUCAUACAACCGUUGCGUCAACUCCGUGGUGUCGCGUGAUCGAAAUUCGGCCGCUUGGCGAGCGUCUCCUAUUUACGACGGUGGCAGUGUCUCAGGGUCAUGCGAUCGAUCGCCUUUUGGCGACCUCCCGACAAAGCAAAGUGGUCGGGGAAGCCAGAUCCACUCAACCACCGCGUUACUCACUCAGCAACCGCCGUGAUCCGCUUAACAACGGUCGCAAGGAAGGUCUAAAACAGGGGCAAAACUCCACUGUUUUUGCUGAGCCAUGGAAAUUUUGGGCUCCAUUGCGGACGGAAGUCGAGGAUACCUGCAAAGAUCGACACAAUUUGUUUGUUUUUUUGAAGACAGGGUUCAUUCAGGUAACGGAUGAAUUAUAGCAUUGGCCAGAUUUGUGUCACUAUUUAGGUAUUAAGAGAGUUUUGUUUUGUUUUUUGGACAAGGACAAUUUUUUGGGUCUUUUUGUCCAAGAAACAACGAUGUUUAUUAUUUUGCUGGGAAUGUCCUAAAUCGAACGAUUGGCAAGAGGCUGGGUGUUCUUUUUAUUUUAUAUUUUAUUUUGCUUUUCCUCUGGGGGUAUGGGAAGGGGGCGAUGUUUAUUUCCUUACAAAAACCCUUAUUUUCAAAAUUAUAUAUAUAUAAAUAGAUGUACAGUAUGUUUUUGUCUCGUGGUAUUCGUGUUUGAGCUGAAUGUUCCUUCCUCUCUCUUUUUUUUAGCCACUGUGGUUUCCACAUCCUUAAAUUAUUAAUUUAUUCCAUGUGAGCUGCAGUUGAAAGACGAGGACAAUCGUCCUGCGAAACCGAAGUUGCGCUUAACUUAGUUCCUACUUUAAAAAUUAACCACUUGCUGUUAAUAAAUGUGAUAUACGGCUGAAAAGGAAUACACUACUUUGCUCUCGUGUGUUUAAUCGCCACAAUUAGGAGCCUAACCGCUCCCGAAAUGGGUUGGUUAUAAUUUUUUCGAUAAGCAAUAAUUUGGUGAAGGACUUUUCAUAGGUGCGCGGAGAUGUUACGAGCACGAGGGGUGGUAUUGACUUUACCUUCGCUACCGGUUCGCAAAUGCGGGCUUCGCUCGCACACGCCGCCUCUGCGCAUGCGCAAAGCGUCAAAAACUGUACGUGAUGAUGUCCGGGCAGGUGGGCGGAGCCUCCUGCAGCCACUGCUACUGGUUUGCCCAAACUGGAUAGACCCAGCUGAAUACCACCACUGAUGAGCACCCUGUAAGAACAGAUAGUGGAAUACCAGGUAGUCCUCGACUUAACGACCACAAUGGAGCCCGAAAUUUAUGUGGCUGAAGCAGGGGUGAAAUCUGUGGGCGUGGCUUAAUCGGUGGGUGUGGCUUGGUGGUCAGGUAACUGAAUGAGCAUGGCCAAUAAUAAUAAAUAAUAAAAAUAAUAAACAAAGUAUACAAAACUUGGGAGCGCACCAGUCUAUCUUCUUUAAAAAUAGAGGCACGGUCUACUAAUUGCCUUUUUUGGGGAGGCACUGGUCUACCUUCUUUAAAAAUAGAGGCACUGGUCUACUAAUUGCCUUUUUUGGGGAGGCACCGGUCUACCUUCUACAACAUUGUUUUCUGGCAAAGCUCAAAUGCCUUUGCUGGUCUGUUUUAAGCCUAAUGGGAGGGGCCAAUCAUCUCUUGGCCUUACUCCUGAGUUGUCCUUUUUGCUUGAGCUGCUCUUGCCUUCUGGCAGUUCUUCUCAUGUGUGCAUUAGGAACAGGCUCUCCUGUUCCUCUGCCUCACUACUAUCAGUCUCUGGAGGCUCUGGAGUCCGCACCUCACUUCCCGAUGGCCCUGGCCCCACCUCAGCCUCAUUCCUGUCCGACUCCGUUGCCAGCUCUGUAGGCUGCUGACAGACCACAACAAGGUCAUAAAAAGUGACCCCGUGACCCCCGGGAUAUUGCAACCGUCAUAAAUACAAGUCCGUUGCCAAGCGUCUGAAUUUUGAUGAUGUGACCACGGAGACGACGCAACGGUCGUAAGUGUGAAAAACGAUCGUAAGUCACUUUUUUUUCCAGAGCUCUUGCAACUUUGCAGGGUCACCCAGAGAACUGUUGUAAGGCGAGGAUUACCUGUUUUACCUUUUUAAACCACUGCAACAGAGGUGUAGCCUCCCACAUCUUCUGAAAGCCCAGGUGUUUUAUUCCCAUAAUAGCAGAUGCGUCUUCUAAAAGUGAGCGAGCUUUGAUCCAACGCCUAAAGAACUGCCAGAGAAAUCUUGAUGCUUAAUAGCAAGAGCACUUAGACUUACAUACCGCUUUAUAGCCCUCUUUAAGCGGUUUACAGAGUCAGCCUCUUGCCCCCAACAAUCUGGGUCCUCAUUUUACCCACCUCGGAAGGAUGGAAGGUGGAAUCAAUCUUUAACCGGUCAGGAUCGAACUCCUGGCAGUCAGCAGA